Zerene cesonia (dogface butterfly) is the source of this 2266-nucleotide messenger RNA. Its product is annotated as angiotensin-converting enzyme-like. NCBI's taxonomy places the organism in Eukaryota, Metazoa, Arthropoda, Insecta, Lepidoptera, Pieridae. The coding region runs from base 206 to 2251 and encodes 681 amino acids. Gene Ontology annotation, biological process: proteolysis. Gene Ontology annotation, molecular function: peptidyl-dipeptidase activity; metallopeptidase activity. Gene Ontology annotation, cellular component: plasma membrane. The transcript has 15 exons. The record is from RefSeq and is a predicted model, not a curated record.
CAUUAGCUGACGACAACGUGUACUAUCAAGUCGUCUUCUGCAUCUAUCGUAUUUAUCUUUGACGAAAACUAUAAAAAGAAGAAAAAAACAAAUUCGAAAAUGGAACACGCGUCAGGCAUUGAAGCGUAGCCACAGAUAUUUUUUUUAAAUUCGAAUUAAGAAUAUGAGUGUGUUGCUGUUGUUAAAAAACAAAUAAGUUUCCAAAAUGGACGUUCAAAAAGGCGCGUUUAUUCUAUUUGCUUUCUACACACGGUUCGCGUGCUCGCAAGAUUAUUAUCGAAUGGGCACCAACACAAACGCUGCUGAAGCUUUGCAAUUCCUUCGAGAAUACGACAGGGAAGCGUCUGGAAUGUGCUACAGAGUGACGAUGUCCCAAUGGAAAUUCGUCACCAACAUAACGGAGUAUAACCGCCACAAAAUGCUCGAGGAGCUGGCCAUCAGCUCCAAGUUCGAGAGAUUAUCCUGGAGGAAGGCAGCCGCGUAUGAUGCGAGUAGAGUCUCCGACCCCCUGGGUAGAAGGCAGCUGAUGAAGAUCAUCCAGAGCAGCAGAGCAGCGCUGCCGGAUGAUAAGUUUAUAGAGAUACAAACCCUAAUAACCGAGAUGAAAGAAAUCUACAAUUCAGCCAAAAUAUGCCCAUUCGGCCAGAAACCCUACGACCCCCACAUACCACGCCCCACAGAAAACCCAGAGAACCAUCAACAAUACCACCUGGCCAGCGAGCCGUACCAGCAUUAUGAGGUCCAGGAAGCCCAAGAGUUCCCAAACUAUUGUGACAUGCAGCUGGACCCCGAAAUAUCCAGGAUUCUAGCCCAUUCCAGGAUUGAGAGCGAACUGCUGUACGUAUGGAAAAGUUUUCGAGAGAAAACCGGACCCAAAGUGAGAAACCGAUUUAUGAGAUACGUGCAACUGGCGAACCAAGCGGCUGUCAGCACUGGGUACAAAGACGCAGGUGACCAAAUGCGAGCCCCCUACGACGAUGCCUCUUUCCGCACAAGCGUUGAGGAAGUCUACAACCAGGUGGCGCCACUGUACAAGCAACUGUUCACGUAUGUGAGGAGGCGCCUGGUGCAAAGAUAUGGGGGCAGCGUGAGGAGUGAUGGGCCUAUACCAGCGCAUUUGCUGGGUAACAUGUGGGCGCAAAACUGGAAAUCCAUCAUGGAUCUGGUGAUGCCCUUCCCGCAGACUCCCAACGUUGAUGUUACAGCUGAGAUGCUGCGUCAGGGCUUCACUCCGCUUAGGAUGUUCCAAAUGGCGGACGAUUUCUACACGUCGAUGGGGCUGAAGCCGGCGCCGCCGGAGUUCUGGCGCGGCUCGCUGCUCGCGCGCCCGCCGCGCUCCGCGCAGUGCACCGCCAGCGCCUGGGACUUCUGUAACCGGAUCGAUUAUAGAAUCAAACAAUGCACAGAGGUGACGAUGCAAGAUUUGAUCUCUACGCACCACGAAAUGGCCCACAUACAAUACUACUUACAGUAUUCUGACCAACCGCAACUCUUUCGAGAUGGAGCGAACCCUGCGUUCCAUGAGGCAGUGGCUAAUGCAGCGACACUGUCAGUCUACAACUUACCUCACUUGCAGCGAGUGGGCUUAUACCAGAAUAAAACCCACGACCCCUACGAGGUGACAAUGAAUUUUCUGAUGUCCAUGGCCCUGGAAAAAGUGGCUUAUUUACCAUUCGCAUUUAUGGUUGACCAGUGGCGUUGGUCAGUCUUCGAAGAUGGAGUGGACAACAUGAAUACUAGAUGGUGGCAAAUGAAACUGCGAUAUCAGGGUGUGACUCCGCCGAUACCAAGAUCGGAGGCCGAUUUUGACCCGGGCUCAAAGUAUCAUAUAAUUUCUGAUCAAGAGUACAUAAAGUAUUUUCUGGCGACCAUAUUGGAGUUCCAAAUAUUUGAACAGCUGUGUCUGGCCUCUGGGCACAUCGGACACCUGCACGAGUGUGAUGUGUACAGGAGCAGGGAUGCUGGGAGACUGUUGAGCGAGAUAAUGCAGCCUGGAGCAUCAAAACCUGCCUCUGAGAUUAUAAGAAGCAUGACACGCGGACGGACAAACAGAAUCUCACCGGAGGCACUUGUUAAGUACUUCCGCCCUUUAGAACUGUGGUUGCGCGUACAAAACCGCGACGAACGCCUCAUUGGCUGGAAUUCAAAUCAUCUGGACGUUGCUCUGUUCGCGCCACAGAAAAGCGCGGGAAAUUACUAUGGAAUGUCAAAUGUUUUUGUUUUUUUCAUCUGUUUGUGGCUUGUUAAAUAAAGAGUUUUUAUUGUU